GGGGGUCAGGGGGGGCCAGGGCGCCGCGCGGAAUCCCCGUGCGCUCCUCUCUCCGCCGGCAACAGUCCGGGCCCCGGCGCUAGCACCGGGAUGGACGGCCCCGGGGCCAGCGCCGUGGUCGUGCGCGUCGGCAUCCCGGACCUGCAACAAACGAAGUGCCUGCGUCUGGACCCAACCGCGCCCGUGUGGGCCGCCAAGCAGCGUGUGCUCUGCGCCCUCAACCACAGCCUUCAGGACGCGCUCAACUACGGGCUAUUCCAGCCGCCCUCCCGGGGUCGCGCCGGCAAGUUCCUGGAUGAAGAGCGGCUCUUACAGGACUACCCGCCUAACCUGGACACGCCCCUGCCCUAUCUGGAGUUUCGAUACAAGCGGAGAGUUUAUGCCCAGAACCUCAUAGAUGACAAACAGUUUGCAAAGCUGCACACAAAGGCAAACCUGAAGAAGUUCAUGGACUAUGUCCAGCUACACAGCACAGACAAGGUGGCCCGCCUGCUGGACAAGGGGCUGGACCCCAAUUUUCAUGACCCUGACUCAGGAGAGUGCCCUCUGAGCCUUGCGGCACAGUUGGACAAUGCCACUGACCUCCUGAAGGUUCUUCGCAAUGGCGGUGCUCACCUGGACUUCCGAACCCGUGAUGGGCUAACAGCUGUCCACUGUGCCACCCGCCAGAGGAAUGCAGGGGCAUUGACGACCCUGCUGGACCUGGGGGCUUCACCUGACUACAAGGACAGCCGCGGCCUGACGCCCCUGUACCAUAGUGCCCUAGGGGGCGGGGAUGCCCUCUGCUGCGAGCUGCUGCUCCAUGACCAUGCACAUCUGGGGACCACUGAUGAGAACGGCUGGCAGGAAAUCCAUCAGGCCUGCCGCUUUGGGCACGUGCAGCACUUGGAGCACUUGCUGUUCUAUGGGGCCAACAUGGGUGCCCAGAAUGCCUCGGGAAACACAGCCUUGCACAUCUGUGCCCUCUACAACCAGGAGAGCUGCGCUCGUGUCCUGCUUUUCCGUGGUGCCAACAAGGACGUCCGCAAUUACAACAGCCAGACGGCCUUCCAGGUGGCCAUUAUUGCAGGGAACUUUGAGCUUGCUGAGGUAAUCAAGACCCACAAAGACUCGGAUGUCGUACCAUUCAGGGAAACCCCCAGCUAUGCAAAGCGACGACGUCUGGCUGGCCCAAGCGGCUUGGCAUCCCCUCGACCCUUACAGCGCUCAGCCAGUGAUAUCAACCUGAAAGGCGAUGCCCAGCCCGCAGCUUCUCCUGGGCCCACUCUCCGAAGCCUCCCUCAUCAACUGCUGCUUCAGCGGCUUCAGGAGGAGAAAGACCGGGACAGGGAUAGUGAGCCGGAAAAGGACAUCAGUGGCCCUGCAGCAGGCAGGGGUAGCCACAACAAGAUCAGGUACCGCCCGCGCGGGGGUCAGUCUGUUGGGGGCACCGCGGACCCGGAGCGAGCCGGCCGCCGCCGCCCGCAGAGGGAGGAGCUGGCGGAGGAGGCGGGGCGCGGAGCGGCCGUGCCCGCGCCCCCCGCGCCGCCGCCCCGGGGCCCGAAGCGGAAACUUUACAGUGCCGUCCCCGGCCGCAAGUUCAUCGCUGUGAAGGCGCACAGCCCGCAGGGCGAGGGCGAGAUCCCACUGCACCGCGGCGAGGCCGUGAAGGUGCUCAGCAUUGGGGAGGGCGGUUUCUGGGAGGGAACCGUGAAGGGCCGUACUGGCUGGUUCCCAGCUGACUGUGUGGAGGAAGUACAGAUGCGACAGUAUGACACGCGGCAUGAAACCCGAGAAGACCGGACAAAACGUCUCUUCCGUCACUACACUGUGGGUUCCUAUGACAGCCUCACUUCACACAGUGAUUAUGUCAUUGAUGACAAGGUGGCUAUCCUGCAAAAACGGGACCAUGAGGGUUUUGGCUUCGUUCUCCGGGGAGCCAAAGCAGAGACCCCCAUUGAGGAAUUCACACCCACACCCGCCUUCCCUGCGCUCCAGUACCUGGAGUCUGUAGAUGUGGAAGGAGUGGCCUGGAGGGCUGGGCUUCGAACUGGGGACUUCCUCAUCGAGGUGAAUGGAGUCAACGUCGUGAAGGUGGGGCACAAGCAAGUAGUGGGCCUCAUCCGUCAGGGCGGCAACCGCCUGGUCAUGAAAGUCGUGUCGGUGACCAGGAAACCUGAAGAGGAUGGUGCUCGGCGCAGAGCCCCACCACCCCCAAAGAGGGCCCCCAGCACCACGCUGACCCUGCGCUCCAAGUCCAUGACGGCUGAGCUCGAAGAACUCGCUUCCAUUCGGAGAAGAAAAGGGGAAAAGUUGGAUGAGAUCCUGGCAGUUGCUGCGGAGCCGACCCUGAGGCCAGACAUUGCAGAUGCUGACUCCAGGGCAGCCACUGUCAAGCAGCGGCCCACCAGUCGGAGGAUUACCCCUGCCGAGAUCAGCUCAUUGUUUGAGCGCCAGGGCCUCCCAGGCCCAGAGAAGCUGCCGGGCUCUCUGCGGAAGGGGAUUCCACGGACCAAAUCUGUAGGGGAGGAUGAGAAGCUGGCAUCCCUACUGGAAGGGCGCUUCCCACGCAGCACAUCAAUGCAGGACACAGUGCGUGAAGGUCGUGGCAUUCCACCCCCUCCGCAGACCGCUCCACCACCCCCACCCGCGCCCUACUACUUCGACUCCGGGCCACCUCCCACAUUCUCACCGCCGCCACCGCCAGGCCGAGCCUUUGACACUGUGCGCUCCAGCUUCAAGCCAGGUCUGGAGGCUCGCCUUGGAGCAGGCGCCGCUGGUCUGUAUGAUUCUGGAGCUCCUCUGGGCCCGCUGCCCUACCCUGAGCGUCAGAAGCGUGCGCGCUCCAUGAUCAUCUUGCAGGACUCUGCGCCAGAAGUGGGCGAUGUCCCCCGGCCGGUGCCUGCAGCUACACCGCCUGAGCGCCCCAAGCGCAGGCCUCGACCGUCCGGCCCUGAUAGCCCUUAUGCCAACCUGGGCGCCUUCAGUGCCAGUCUCUUUGCUCCGUCGAAACCACAGCGCCGCAAGAGCCCACUGGUAAAGCAACUUCAGGUGGAGGACGCUCAGGAGCGCGCGGCCCUGGCCGUGGGUAGCCCCGGUCCAGUGGGUGGAAGCUUUGCACGAGAUCCCUCCCCAACGCACCGUGGGCCCCGGCCGGGUGGCCUUGACUACGGCUCUGGAGAAGGUCUGGGGCUCGCUUUUGGCGGCCCUGGCCCUGGCCCCGGCAAGGAGCGGCGCCUGGAGGAGCGACGCCGUUCCACUGUGUUCCUAUCUGUGGGUGCCAUCGAGGGUAGCCCUCCCAGCGCAGAGCUGCCAUCCCUACAGCCCUCCCGCUCCAUUGAUGAGCGCGUCCUAGGGACAGGCGCCCCCACUGGCCGUGAUUUGCUGCUCCCCUCCCCUGUCUCAGCUCUGAAGCCAUUGGUCAGUGGCCCUAGCCUUGGGCCCUCAGGCUCCACUUUCAUCCACCCUCUCACUGGCAAACCCUUGGAUCCUAGCUCACCCCUAGCCCUUGCUCUGGCUGCCCGAGAGCGGGCUCUGGCCUCGCAAACGCCUUCCCGGUCCCCCACACCUGUGCACAGCCCUGAUGCUGACCGCCCUGGACCCCUCUUUGUGGAUGUGCAGACCCGAGACUCCGAGAGAGGGUCGUUGGCUUCACCAGCCUUCUCCCCUCGGAGCCCAGCCUGGAUUCCGGUGCCUGCUCGCAGAGAGGCAGAGAAAUCCCCUCGGGAAGAGCGGAAGUCCCCAGAGGACAAGAAAUCCAUGAUCCUCAGCGUCUUGGACACGUCCUUGCAGCGGCCAGCUGGUCUUAUUGUUGUGCAUGCCACCAGCAAUGGACAGGAGCCCAACAGGCUGGGGGCUGAAGAGGAGCGCCCGGGUACUCCGGAGCUGGCCCCAGCCCCCAUGCAGGCUGCGACUGUGGCAGAGCCUAUGCCAAGCCCCCGGGCCCAGCCCCCUGGCAGCAUCCCAGCAGAUCCCGGGCCAGGCCAAGGUAGCUCAGAGGAAGAGCCAGAGCUGGUAUUUGCUGUGAACCUGCCACCUGCUCAGCUGUCCUCCAGCGAUGAAGAAACUAGGGAGGAGCUGGCCCGCAUUGGGCUAGUGCCACCUCCUGAAGAGUUUGCCAAUGGGAUCCUGCUGGCCACCCCACCCCCUGGACCGGGCCCCUUGCCCACCACGGUACCCAGCCCGGCCUCAGGGAAGCCCAGCAGCGAGCUGCCCCCUGCCCCUGAGUCUGCAGCUGACUCUGGAGUAGAGGAGGCUGACACUCGAAGCUCCAGUGACCCCCAUCUGGAGACCACAAGCACCAUUUCCACAGUGUCCAGCAUGUCCACCCUGAGCUCGGAGAGUGGGGAACUCACUGACACCCACACCUCCUUUGCCGAUGGACACACUUUUCUACUCGAGAAGCCACCAGUGCCUCCCAAGCCCAAGCUCAAGUCCCCGCUGGGGAAGGGGCCGGUGACCUUCAGGGACCCGUUGCUGAAGCAAUCCUCGGACAGUGAGCUCAUGGCCCAGCAGCACCAUGCUGCCUCUACUGGGUUGGCUUCUGCUGCUGGGCCUGCCCGCCCUCGCUACCUCUUCCAGAGAAGGUCCAAGCUGUGGGGGGACCCCGUGGAGAGUCGGGGGCUCCCUGGGCCUGAAGAUGACAAACCAACUGUGAUCAGUGAGCUCAGUUCCCGUCUGCAGCAGCUGAACAAAGACACACGCUCCUUGGGGGAGGAACCCGUUGGUGGCCUGGGCAGCCUGCUGGACCCUGCUAAGAAGUCGUCGCCCAUUGCAGCAGCUCGGCUCUUCAGCAGCCUCGGUGAGCUGAGCACCAUCUCAGCGCAACGCAGCCCCGGGGGCCCGGGCGGAGGGGCCUCCUACUCAGUGCGGCCCAGCGGCCGGUACCCCGUGGCGAGACGAGCCCCGAGCCCAGUGAAGCCCGCAUCGCUGGAGCGGGUGGAGGGGCUGGGGGCGGGUGUGGGAGGCGCGGGGCGGCCCUUCGGCCUCACGCCUCCCACCAUCCUCAAGUCGUCCAGCCUCUCCAUCCCGCACGAACCCAAGGAAGUGCGCUUCGUGGUGCGAAGUGUGAGUGCGCGCAGCCGCUCCCCCUCGCCAUCUCCGCUGCCCUCGCCUUCUCCCGGCUCUGGCCCCAGUGCUGGCCCCCGUAGGCCAUUCCAGCAGAAGCCCCUGCAGCUCUGGAGCAAGUUCGAUGUGGGCGACUGGUUGGAGAGCAUCCACUUGGGCGAGCACCGAGACCGCUUCGAGGACCAUGAGAUCGAAGGCGCACACCUGCCUGCGCUCACCAAGGACGACUUCGUGGAGCUGGGCGUCACACGCGUUGGCCACCGCAUGAACAUCGAGCGUGCGCUCAGGCAGCUGGAUGGCAGCUGACGUCCCACUUCCUCUCCCGUUCCUGCUGCGCCCUGCCGGCAGGGCCCCUACCCCUACUCCAGGCCGCAGGCUCGGCUCGCCCCCUUCCACGGCGCCCGGGCCAGGAAUGUUGCAUGAAUCGUCCUGUUUGCUGUUGCUUGGAGACUUGCCCUGUACAUUGCUUAGUGCCCUCCCCUGCCGCUGAACCCCACCCAGCACACAGUAAGGGCGCGGACCAGGGGGGCUGGGUGGAAGGGGGUUAGGGCAGGGUGCUCUGUCCUGACCACCUCCUUCACAGCUCCUGGUGGCCAUUCUCCCAGAGGGGGAACCUAGUCCAGCAUGCGAGGUCAGGACACGCCUUGGUGACUCGGGGGGAGGGGGGAGACAUUGGGGUUCUCGAUGGGGGCCACGGAGCCCCCUGUUUUACAUAUUUUAAUCCACUCUAUAUUUGGAACGAGAAAAGGAACAAAUAUCUCUGUCCGUAACAGUUCCCACCCUCUUCCCCUCUAGUCCUCUCGCUGGUCCCGCCACAGCUGCCCAGUCUUCCAUCUCCGGCCCCUCACUGCCACCCCAUACAGGGCAGGGGACACUCCAGCUGGCCUGGGGUUAGCCAGGGUCCUGGCAGCCCACCCUGGGGACCCCGGCUCAGCCCCCUUUCCCUCGCUGAGCUAUAGUAUGCCCCACCCACCCUUUAGGUGCUGCUCAGGGGGACGGGUGGCAGGCAUUGCCUGCUGGGCACUAGCAGGGCCAGGUGGCCUGGGAGAUUAUUGCCCUGGGGCUGGGCCCCGGUAACCCAACCCCAGCCAUCAUCUUCACAGGGUCUCUCCCAAAGGAGGGGUCUAACCUUCCCACUUCUUGGGCAACUACAGCAGAGAAGCCUCCCUGCCUCGCACCCCAAAGACUCCCCAUUCCUGCCCUGUGUGUGUGCCACAUACGUGUGUGCACGCCUGUGUGCUUGUGAAAAGUGGGUGUGGCUGAGCGCAUGGGUGCCCUGUAUGUGCCUGACUGUGGAGUGGUCCCCAGGGGCUGUUCUGGAUGGGUGGGAGGCUGCGGAAGCUUGCGCAGGGUGCCUGCAUGGGUGUGUGCCUGUGAAAGUGCCCUGUCUUCUCCAAAGAAAGGCUGCUCUCCCGAGUCGUGCUGUUUUCUCAGCCUGCUCUUGAGCCUCACCCAGCUUAAGCAGGAUUUCUUGGUGAAUCCUUUUAACUUCGGGAGGCCUCAAGGGCCCCCUGCAGGCAGUAUCCCCUUUGGGCUUCUAAAGGGAUUGUGGGGACCACUAAAAAAAAAAUCAGGCCACAACAGCCCUUGGAGAGAGGCAAAGACUCCUGAGGGUGCCCUGGCCCCCUUACUGUGACUCCCCACACUCAGCAAUGACCUGUGGGGUGGGGGCCCUGGGGCAUUUUUAAACAUAGGGUUUGGAGUCUGGACUAAGCUCCAUCCACGUCACUCACAAGUUUCUGUUUCUAUUUCUAGCUUUUUUUAAUAAAAAUAAAAAAGACAGAAAACAGAUGUUUUCAUGGCCCAGGGGCUUGGCACGCCGGUCUGUGCUGGCCCACCGGUCCCAUUCCCUAGACAGAGUCACACCCACUAACCCCCUCACCAACAGACCAGGUCACACACAGCAGCGGUCACUGUAACGGACUGCCACAUACACAGUCUCACCUUUACCUGUGGGUUUUUGGUUCUGUUCAAUUUGGGUUUUUAACUUUACAGGGUCAGUUCUGCUUCACCCCUCCUUUUGUAUGGAGUUCCAUCUGGGGGCUUUCACCCCCUGCUCCAGUCCUGAGGCCUCCUGACCCUGACGUUGUGAUACACCCCACAGAGAUCUAUGUUUCUUAUAUUAUUAUUAAUA
Microtus ochrogaster (prairie vole) is the source of this 7180-nucleotide messenger RNA. RefSeq names its product SH3 and multiple ankyrin repeat domains 3 (gene Shank3). Gene Ontology annotation, cellular component: postsynaptic density; dendritic spine; postsynaptic membrane. Gene Ontology annotation, molecular function: synaptic receptor adaptor activity; ionotropic glutamate receptor binding. Lineage: Eukaryota; Metazoa; Chordata; Mammalia; Rodentia; Cricetidae. The transcript is spliced from 23 exons. The record is from RefSeq and is a predicted model, not a curated record. Bases 91 to 5352 code for a protein of 1753 amino acids.